Molecule: messenger RNA, 779 nt
Organism: Sorghum bicolor (sorghum)
Lineage: Eukaryota; Viridiplantae; Streptophyta; Magnoliopsida; Poales; Poaceae
Product: PP2A regulatory subunit TAP46
Exons: 6
Coding region: 1-474 (157 amino acids)
Biological process (GO): regulation of dephosphorylation; regulation of signal transduction
Cellular component (GO): cytosol
Molecular function (GO): protein phosphatase 2A binding
Source: RefSeq, a predicted model, not a curated record
AUGGGAGUGGCUGGUGGAAGUAGGUUGCGGCGGUCAGCCGCUGGCCGUGAGCGUAGGACAGAACUGGCUCAUUGGACAAGGGUAUUGGCAAUGAGAGAAUUAGAUAUCUGGAAGGCUGCAGAAACGAAGCUCCAAGAGAUCAGAGAGAGAAAAGAAAGGUGUGGACGCUCAUUGAGAGCAGCUGCUUUAUCUGCCCCAAUUGAAGCUGGAGAGGAAGAUGACCUGGAGGAUGAUGGAGAGGAAGAAAGAGAGGCUUGGUUAGCUACCAUCUCAUUGGCUCUCUGCAAGGCGUUUGAUCUUCUCGACAUGCUAAAGAAGGAAGAAGAAAUGCUUCUAGCUGUAAAGGAAAGGAAGGCAAAGGUUUGGUAUGACCACCUUGCAGUGGUACUACCUCUCAGAGAUGCAACUCUAGAAACCAGUUCAGGAGUCAAUAUCCUUUUUGUGUUGACCAGUUCAGCAAGGACUUAUACAUAGUUGCAUGGAAAACUAUUUCAAUGGUUACUGAUUAAGCAAUAUACUGGUUGAGAGUGGUAGAUAUGAAAUUUAGGAUAUAAACUUCAAAGGAAACAAUGUUGAUUCCGGCGCAUGAAUGAAAUGGAUAUUGGAGAUUUCUUUCUGCCGUUAUUAAAUAUUAUCUUAGCCGUAUUAUAGAAAUGUCUAUAAAGUAGAGUUUGUGAGUUUGUGAUGCCACAUUUUCCGUGACUGUGUUGAUUUCAUAAACUUUAUAUUUUGAGAUAAUGUUGUUUUAAUAUUGGUAUUUAAUUUUUACAGUACUGUUA